This is a messenger RNA of Vespa velutina, 3166 nucleotides long. It is a transcript of the gene br, whose product is annotated as broad-complex core protein isoforms 1/2/3/4/5-like. Lineage: Eukaryota; Metazoa; Arthropoda; Insecta; Hymenoptera; Vespidae. The coding region runs from base 924 to 2765 and encodes 613 amino acids. The transcript is spliced from 7 exons. Gene Ontology annotation, biological process: regulation of transcription by RNA polymerase II. Gene Ontology annotation, cellular component: nucleus. Gene Ontology annotation, molecular function: protein binding. The record is from RefSeq and is a predicted model, not a curated record.
AUUUUUUAUUUUGCUGAUAUUAUCGACGAGUACGUUCGUUCGUUCAUUCGUCCGUUCGUUCAUUUUUCUUUUAUUCUUUUCUAUUUACUCUCGAAGGAAAUAUCAUAGGAUUCGUGACGGUCGACAACUAGUUAACCGUUCUCGAUCGAGCACGUGUCCGUCGUCUCUCCCUCGUCCAUCCGUCCGUCCGUCCGGAUAUUCGAAAUUCCCGCGUCGCUGGCGCCACGCGUCUCGCGCGGCCCUGACGGCGUUUAGCGGCUCGCGAGAGAAAAAAGAGAGAAAAAAGACACAGGGAAAGAGAACGAGAAAGAGUAAGAGUAAGAGUAAGAGAAAGAAGAAGAAGAAGAAGAAGAAGAAAAAGAAGAGAGAAAGAGAGGGAAGUGGGUGGCGAGAAACGAAACGUGGAAGGAGCGAGGGCGUGAAGAGGGAGGAAAAGAUAGCUGCUAGGUCUCCGGAUCGCGCGCGCUCGGGCGUUGUAUCGUUGAAGGGGCACCUCCCUCCCCCCUCUACACUUGGUGUCUCUUUCUCUCUCCCUCCCUCCCUUCUUCCCUCCCUCCCUCCCUCUCUCUUUCUUUCUUUCUCUCACUCUCUUCGUGGCGCGCAACCACGAGACCUAACCUCUCCGCACCCUUUUCUCUCGUUCGCCGCGCGCGCUCUCGGCGAGCGCGUGCGAGAGGGAAAGGAGCGUGAGUGAGAACGAGUGAGAACGACAGAAAGAGGGAGAGAGAGUCAGAAAGAGAGACAGAGAGAGAGAGAGAGAGAGAGGGAGAGAGAGAGUGAGAGAAUCGCCGGCGCCGCUCCUGUCGUCUCUCGCGACGCCGCGCACUCUCCACUUUUUCGGCGAGAGAGAGAGAGCGAACACGCCGAGCGACGACGACGAGAGCUGACACGCGCCGCGCGAUCUUACGUGAAUAGAUAUAACGAUGGUAGAUACGCAACACUUUUGUCUGCGAUGGAAUAAUUACCAAAGCAGCAUAACGUCAGCUUUUGAAAACUUGAGAGAUGACGAGGACUUUGUGGACGUUACAUUGGCUUGUGAUGGCAAGAGCCUCAAAGCACACCGGGUUGUACUUUCUGCUUGCAGUCCAUACUUUAGGGAACUUCUCAAGAGCACACCAUGCAAGCAUCCGGUGAUAGUACUUCAAGAUGUAGCGUUCAGUGACUUACAUGCCUUGGUGGAGUUCAUCUACCAUGGGGAAGUGAACGUACAUCAGCGUUCUCUUAGCAGUUUCCUCAAAACUGCAGAAGUACUUAGGGUAUCGGGUCUUACACAACAAGCUGACCAGACGGAUAGGGACGAGCUCUCACAUGUUCGCGCACUGGCUGCUGGUGUUAAUCAUCUUCCUUUUCACGAAAAAUCAGAAGAAAGUUUUCCUCGUAGUGGUUCCCCGCCGGCACCGACAACACCAACACCUACGACGGUGCAACAGUUAUUGCGUAGAGCACAGAUACGUAGGAACGAGAGGCGUACGCCGGAUCUUCACGAGGAUUCGGCGAAAAGAUCGAGGGUAUCCUCGCCGCCUCUCAAUAAUAAUGACGCUACACCGACCGAUUUCUCGAUGGUGAAAAACAAUCAUCUUUCGAGUAAAGUGGAAGGUAACGGUGUCCACGAAGAGAACAGUCCCAUAGAAGAUACAAUAAAGUGCGAGCCUUUGGAAUUGACCGGUGGUAACGGUGGGAAUGCCGGUAACAACGAGGACUCUUCGGAUUCGGGAGCAGCGGCAUCGGAUAGGCCACCGGCGUCGGCGAGUAGUAACGAACACGAGCCUGAACCCGAACACACACCGACGCAAAAUUUUAUGCCGGAAAGCAAAUUGUUCACAUCGACGCCAGGAAGUUUUAACUUCAGUAUGGCAGCCCUCACGGAUCACACGCCAUUGUCAGUGAAAUUUCCAGGGUUGGGCCACGGGUUGCAAACGCCGGAUUUAGCAGGAACUUCGCAAGACCGGGAGGUCGCCGAGGAGGACGGGGGUUGGCAGUCCGCCACCAACGGCGAGAACCAACAACAAUCCGGGCAAUCGAGCGAAAUUACAGGCUCUGAUCAUUGCGAGGUGGUCCAGGAGAACCACCAGCAGCUGCCGAUAAUCGAUCUCUUAGAUGGCAUUAACGAUCACGUGCAGAUCGUCCUAAAAUCGGAGCCCCUGUCUCCGAAGAUCAGCGAGCUCGAGUCUUGUCUUCUUUCGCCGGAACACGACGAGUAUAAGACGAACGAUCAUUACGAUCAAUAUCAUCCUCAUUAUCGUCAGUCGCAACAGCAACAACAACAACAACAACAACAACCGCAACUGCAACAACUACAACAACAACAACAGCAGCAGCAGCAUCAUCAUCAUCAUCAACAACAACAGCAACAACAACAACAACAACAACAACAAAACAACCAACAUCACCGUUAUCCAAGCCAGGAGAGACUCGUAGCCAAUCUAUCGAUUGGCGAUCCCCGUUGGUUCUCUCAGGGAAACGAGCCGGCUCAGCCGGUAGCGAAAGUCCGUGAGGUAUCCCGAAGGAACGCGGAACAUGAGUUUAAGUUCUCAGGCCGAUCGAUCGGCGGCACUUACUGCAGCUUCUGUCAGAAAACCUUCUCUCGCGCAUGGUCUCUUCAGAGACACCUCGCGGACACGCACUUCUAUGUACCGCAAUCGUUGUCCUGCGAUCAGUGCGGGAGAAUUUACAAGAGCAGGAACAGCUUGGUCAGUCACAAGAGCCAAUAUCACGCGAGGAAGGAACGCAAAGAUCACGAUAUCCAUUGCGAACUUACAUAUUGAUCCCACGAUAGAUCACUAUUAUCGCUAAUCGCAUAGAGAAAUUAUAUUUUCUCGCGAUUGACGCGCGAUCUUUAGUGUCGAAAAUCUCUCUAGGUUCGCUAUUUUGUAAAUAUUAGACCAUUUUUUACUUGCUCGUCGCGAUAACGUUGGCUAUCUCGGUUCGGAGGUAACGCGCGGAUCGCGAAAGUUCUUCUUCGUCCGUCCGUACGUCCGUCCGUUUUCCUCGUUCUCUCGUUCGCUAAGAAUUUUAUAAUAAUAAAAGUUUAUUCCUCGUUAAAAUAUAUCCGUUCACAGCAGCUAGUCCGUUCGUUUUAUUUAUUAUUAUUAUUAUUAUUUUCUUUUUUUUUUUUUUUUUUUUUAAUAUUAGUUACCACAAAAACCAAAGAAACUUUUCAUUUUUC